This is a messenger RNA of Hemicordylus capensis (graceful crag lizard), 3519 nucleotides long. RefSeq names its product TMEM9 domain family member B (gene TMEM9B). Bases 203 to 823 code for a protein of 206 amino acids. Lineage: Eukaryota; Metazoa; Chordata; Lepidosauria; Squamata; Cordylidae. The transcript has 5 exons. Gene Ontology annotation, cellular component: lysosomal membrane. The record is from RefSeq and is a predicted model, not a curated record. Gene Ontology annotation, biological process: positive regulation of canonical NF-kappaB signal transduction.
ACCCAACCGGAGGAAGCGGAACCACCUGACUCGGGGACCCAAGAGACGGAGCGUUUGUUACUGGGAGGACUCUUUCUCAAGCGUCACGUGACGCAGAACGGGGAGCGACGUCGGUGUCGAAGGCGGAAGUCGGGAUGGCGGCUUCGGAGCCCGCCUGAGCGGCGAUAAGGAGGAAUCGGGGCGCUUUCGCGGGAAGCCAGGCAUGGCGAGCACGGGAGGGGCCGGGGUGGUGGCGGCCCUGUGGGCCUUGCUGCUCCUGGCGGCCUUCGCGGGUCAGGGAGCCGUCGUCGCCCUCACUGGAACCACCCCGGAGCCCGAGCCCGAGACGAAGAAUUCUGAGGAUGUCCGAUGUAAAUGUAUCUGUCCUCCUUACAAAGAGCAUACAGGCCAAAUUUACAACCAAAAUGUUUCACAGAAAGACUGUGACUGUCUUCAUGUUGUAGACCCUAUGCCAGUUCCCGGGCCAGAUGUGGAGGCAUAUUGCUUACGUUGUGAAUGCAAAUAUGAAGAAAGAAGCACUGUCACGAUUAAAGCUACCAUCAUCAUAUAUCUGUCCAUCUUGGGUCUCCUCCUCCUAUACAUGGUGUAUCUCACCUUAGUAGAGCCUAUCCUGAAGAGACGCCUCUUUGGACACUCACAGUUAAUACAAAGUGAUGAAGAUAUCGGGGAUCACCAGCCCUUUGCAAAUGCUCAUGAUGUGCUGGCUCGUUCCCGAAGCCGUGCCAAUGUCUUGAACAAAGUGGAGUAUGCCCAGCAGCGUUGGAAACUCCAGGUCCAAGAACAGCGCAAAUCUGUGUUUGACCGCCAUGUUGUGCUCAGUUAAUUGAAUAUAAUUAAGUUUCUCCAACUGGUUUUGGGAGAAAAAGAAAAUGGACUACAUAAAACACUGAUUUGUUGUGUUAGCUACUUCAGAAGGAUAUUUUUUGCUCAUUAGUAGCAGAAAAGCGUUUAAAGGGAUGGUGAAAACACCAGGGGGAGGAAGGUGUUGCUCUUUUAACAAGCCAAAAUCUAACACUGUACACUAUUAAAUCACUUUUACUAAUAAAAUAUGAGCAAUUAUUUGUGUGAUAAUGUUGACACUGAGACAUGAUUUAUUAUGGUUCUUAAAUGCUACUUUCACAAAUACUGUAUCUAUAUGGAGAAAAACAGAAGCAGCAUUUCUCUUGCAAAUGACUUUUGUAUAUAUAUGUUUUUCUGGUCUGCAGAGUAUUCAGAAUGUCUAUCUUGCAGUCUGGCUUUCUCAUCUAAAACUGACUGGCUAUAUACAUUUUGUUGCUUGUAUUGUUCUUUGAAAAUACAAGGUGAAGCUUAAGUGGGCAGAGAUAUGAGCUGGAGCCUUGAACUAAUGCAUAAAGAUAUAAUUGAAACUUAAUGCAGUGCAUAUUAGGAAAAUUGUUGGCAUCCUAUUUUUCUUGCUAAAUGUUCUGUGUGGUAUCUACAGACAUUCAUGUUUAGAUUUUGGUUGUUGAACAAUACACUGUUUUUCAAAAUUGACUUAAUAAUGGAAUGCAAAUAAAUUAUUCAGAAUCUUCUAUUGCUCUAAGAGCUGUAUUCUAAAACUGAUUCUGGCUCAGAGGUAUGUGGCUGUUGUAUAAUCAGCUCUUAUAUACAGUAUGUGCUCUGAAAUUUGAUUUCUGUAACGUGAAAGAUUUUAAAAUCUAAUUCCUUGGGUUCUGAGUCCUCUGGCCCAAUGCAUUUGGUGUCCUUAAAAGCAUUUGUACCUGUGAGCUGAGAAGCUAGCUUAAAGGUUCUGUAAGACUUCAGAUGACUGCUUCUGGCACAACACACUCUGCUGUUUCAGAGAUACAUUGUAUCUUUCUCAAAAUGGUAUAUUGCUGUUGGCUGGCAAAAUACAUUCUUUCUCUCACCUGCUCUGCUAGUGUGUCAAUUGCAACUGUGGUUGCCCUGUGAAAAGUGUUGCAUGAAUGCUUAUAGGCAUCUUUUGGAUAGUGCCCAUAACACCUACAACAGACAAGGGUUUAUUGUUCAUUGAAUUUGUAUACCACUGUUUCACAGCAGUGCUUAAAGCACUGUACAACUAAAAAACCCCUAUUAGCCAAAAUACAAUUAAAAUAGGAAAAAAACCCACCCUGAAACAUACCAUGGGGGCAUAAUUCCUGUCCCUCUCCCCUCCCAAGAUUGGUGCAGCAAUCUUGAGCUAUUUUUGCAAUAGCUGUUUAAUUUUAGAAACAGUAUAUUCCCUGACUUUACUACUGCAACAUGAGAGGGUUCAUCCAACACUCUGUCAAGAACAGAAUGAAAGCCCAGCUAUGCUAUUCCUUUUCCCUUCCCGAGUAAAGCCGUGCACCACUUUUUAGGACUUUUGUACUGUUUUUAUCUCUGAAGGCUGUACACUCCUUCCUUUCCUUUAAGCAGGGCUGCUCAAUUCUGCCCCCCCCCCAGUGAUUUUUGAACUACAACUCCCAUUGUCCCCAACCACAGUGGCCAGUAGUCAAGGAUUAUGGGAGUUGUGGGCCAACAUCUGCAGGAGGGCCAAAGUUGAGCAGCCCUGCUUUAGAGCAGGGAACAGGACAAAGUUCUCCUUGCAGUAAUACUUUCAAAAUAAGUUUGCAUACAGAGAUAUAUUAAAAUGAGAACUUCUCUAAAUCUUGACAGAAGCCUAUGAUAUUGCUUUAACUUAUGGUAGAAUGUUUAAAUAUGGCUUUGGCCAGUAUGGAUAUUUGAGGCUACUGUAUGAUGGAUAUUUUAAUACACAAGUUAUGUGUUGACUUAUUUGGUUAGAACACCAUUUCUAAAAGCCCUGGUUGUAAUCUAGGGCCAUAUGCAGAUAUAGGCCUGUAGCCUUUCCAUUGCAGCUUUCAGCUCAGUACCAGGAGCCAUAUUUGGUAGUGAAGUUGCCACUGCUUUUUGAAUAUCAGCCCCCUGUUAGGAACCAGUGUAACUCUUUUUGCUUGAUCAAGUUCAUACAAUCUCACAAACCCUGUGUUCACUUGCACUUUCAUGUUGGAGAAAGCUGAGCUUAUUUGCAAAUAUGCUUAUCCUUUGAUGGUGUGAGGGCAUGUGAUAUAGCCCCCUUGCUGAAGCUAAGCAGCUGGUCUGUCUGGUCAAUGCCUGGAUAGGUGGCCACUGGGGAGCCCCUUGUAAGUUAGCUUGAGUUCCAUGAUGGAAGAAAGGUGGGAUAUAAAUGUAAGAAAAUACAUUGCAAUACAUUGCAAAUGUAAGAAAAUACACAUGCAUAGUUUGGCUAUUGCAAAGAAUGGACUGGCUUUGUGACCACAGAGAAGUUAUAACUGUGAUCCUAAAUCCACUGUCCCGUUCUAAUGGGACUAUCAGUUAAAUAUAUCUUACAGUUCAGGACAGAACUAGUAUACCCACAGAAGACUGAAAUGUGAGACCAGAUUGCCUUUUGCAACCAUUUCAAGAGUUGCUGUAUCACGUGCACUGCAGCAGUAUCACUGCCUUCAGCAUGGGACAUGAAACACAGUUUUGCAUCUGUUGUAUGUGUUCUGGUAAAUCUAACUCGGUGAAAGUUUAUCUUCAAUAAAUGCUCCAAUAUCC